AUGGAUUGCUAUAUAUCUCUUGCAUCAGCGAAAGUAGACAAAAUGCACGCUUUGAUGAUUAAUCCCGAAACAAAGACGUUACAGGUGGUUCAGUAUUAUAACGACCCAAAUUUCAAAUUUAUUAUCACGAAUAAUUUGAUUAUUCAUAAAAAGUCAGGCAAAGUUUUAGAUGCUUUAGGUGGCGCUACAGAAGGAGCCCAAGUUGGACUUUGGGAAAUUAAUGGCUGCGCAAAUCAAGAAUGGUUUUUAAAUGAAGAUAAAACAAUAAGAUCUCAAAAUGGCCUUUGCAUGUCUUUAGAAAAGAAAUCCGAUUACAACAAUCAAAAUAUAAUUCUCGCCAAAUACUCACAAAAUACUCCUCAAUGGAGGAUAGUUUCAUGCGAAAGUAGUGACUAA
Messenger RNA from Trichomonas vaginalis G3, 396 nucleotides. Its product is annotated as Ricin B-like lectins family. The record is from RefSeq and is a predicted model, not a curated record. The coding region runs from base 1 to 396 and encodes 131 amino acids. Lineage: Eukaryota; Parabasalia; Trichomonadida; Trichomonadidae. The transcript has a single exon.